UCGUGACGGCGACUUGAACAGUUUGCCAGAUCAGAGGCACAACUCUUGAAACAAAUGGUCUCGUUACUAAGGCUGUACCAUUUAUGUGGGAUAUUUGUGAUGAUUUUAAGCGGGGCGAGUUCAACUGACUUUAUAUCACAUAACAUGAGGGAAGAUCUCAGAAAAAUGAAGGAAUACUUUAAAACCAACGAGAAGUCUUUGUUCCACAAUCCCAUUUUCCUGAGAAGCCUGAACAACCUGGAAAACUUUAAAGAUGGGGAACAAGGAGUGAUCAUUGGAGAGGUCCUGGAGGUGUACGUAGACAUUCUGUCACGCAUGAUGAACAGCACCACAGAUCCAGAUAUGAAGGUCAGCAUCAGCCAUACCAGGAGUAGGUUGGAAACCUUAAUGAAGAACCAUUUCCCAAACACUGGAACCCUGAAGGCACAUCUUCAGGAGCUUUGGGCAAUUGCGCCUGAUAACCUGGUGGUCCAGAGAAAGGCAAUUCAAGAACUGUUGACAGUAUUCAACAGAGCAUCUCUCCUGGGCAGCAAACUGCAAGCGUGCAAGGAACUUUCUCGCAGGAAGCGGCAAACCCGCACAAGCCGGAUAUAGCAGUUUCACCAGGCCAACUCCAUUUAACUUUAAUUAACUUAAUUAACUUUAUGUAAUGUAACUUUUUUAUUUAAUUAAUUUAUUUUUUAAGUAAAUCUAUGUAUAAUUUUGGAAAGGAUUUUUUUAUUAUUAAUUUAUUUGUUUUCAUGCUUGAAGAGCAUGUAUAAAAAUGGAAUGCAUACAUUUAUUUAUUUAUUCAUUUUCUGUAUACAGUGUUUGUAAAAUGACAAAAGAACUCCAUACCAUUGUGCUCAAUGGUAAUGGUCACUAUUUUUGCAAUUUUAUGCAAAUAUAAUCUAAACUCACUGUAAGUUUGCAGAAUCAUUUGAAGUAUGGUCUAUGACUAUAUUGGCUAUCUAUGACUAUGAUUAAAACAAAGAAUGUUGCAUCUCAUUGUGCUGCAUGUCAUACAGUAUUAGUAUUGAAUCCCAUUGUCUUUUCUUGGUGAAAAACAGUGAAUGAUCUCAGUGAAGAAAAUCACUGCCCUAUUCCAGCAACACAGAACUGGAACGAAAGGGCCUCACAUCAGAGUUCACAGAACGUCUUGGGACUCUUGCUUAAUUCAGUAAUAAUAUUGCAAAUCUGUUGGUUUCAUAAUAAAAAAGUAUUAUUCCAUCCAGCCAUGGGUCGCAGGGGGUCCGGAGCCUAUCCUGGAAGCUAUGGGCACGAGGCAGGGAACAACCCAGGAUGGGGGGCCACUUCAUCGCAGGGCUAAAAAAUAUAAUUUAAAUUUUUUUUACAAAAAGUAUAAAUUACAAUAGAAACAUUUUAUGUUUAUGUAAAACAUUCAUUUCAUGUAGUAGUAAAUUAAAACCCAACAACCAGUUUGGGUAAGUUGAGCUGUUCACUGUAACACCUUUGCAAUGACAUAUUACUCCAAAAGUUUGUGUUAAUGACCACAAUUGCAAUUAAUAGCAAAAUGGCAAGAUCAGUCAAAAAAUAAUGACACUUAAUAAAACGAAAAUGUCAGUGCGGAAGAUAUGUGCAAAUAUGUUAAAUAUUUCUUGUCAAUGGACUUUUGUUAUAAAACCAAUACAUUUGCAACAUUAUUAAAGA
This is a messenger RNA of Brienomyrus brachyistius, 1650 nucleotides long. It is a transcript of the gene ifng1, whose product is annotated as interferon gamma 1. The transcript is spliced from 4 exons. Gene Ontology annotation, cellular component: extracellular region. Bases 55 to 594 code for a protein of 179 amino acids. Gene Ontology annotation, biological process: immune response. Lineage: Eukaryota; Metazoa; Chordata; Actinopteri; Osteoglossiformes; Mormyridae. The record is from RefSeq and is a predicted model, not a curated record. Gene Ontology annotation, molecular function: type II interferon receptor binding.